This is a messenger RNA of Brassicogethes aeneus, 327 nucleotides long. NCBI's taxonomy places the organism in Eukaryota, Metazoa, Arthropoda, Insecta, Coleoptera, Nitidulidae. The record is from the annotation of a GenBank genome assembly.
AUGGGAGUACCAGCUGGUGAUGUAGAAAAAGGCAAGAAACUCUUUGUCCAAAGAUGCGCACAAUGCCACACCGUUGAGGCUGGAGGCAAACACAAAGUUGGACCCAACUUGAAUGGACUAAUUGGUAGGAAAACCGGACAAGCUGCAGGAUUCGCCUACACUGACGCCAACAAAGCCAAAGGUAUUACAUGGAACAAAGACACACUGUUCGAGUACCUCGAGAACCCCAAAAAAUACAUCCCCGGCACCAAAAUGGUGUUUGCCGGUUUGAAAAAGCCACAAGAGCGUGGCGACCUCAUCGCCUACUUGGAAUCAGCAACCAAGUGA